This is a messenger RNA of Chara braunii, 1839 nucleotides long. NCBI's taxonomy places the organism in Eukaryota, Viridiplantae, Streptophyta, Charophyceae, Charales, Characeae. The record is from the annotation of a GenBank genome assembly.
GUUGUGCCGAAUGAAGAUUUCCUAGGAGGUUGGUGGAGCGAGAUCACCAAAAGGUUUCCCUGGCUCGAACAGUGCCCGUACCCCAGUAAGCCCGCGCAAGCCCUUAUCACCUGCAUGAAGACUGAGACAAUGAAAGUCAUCAAGCAAGUCUUGGAAACCAAGCAGUUCCCCAAUUUCUUUGAGAUGAUCGGGUUCAAUGAUCUGGCGAAGUUGGCAAUGGCGUGGGAAAGCGAUCCGACGGGGUUCCAUGGGGAGGUGAGGAAAUGUCGAGCACGGGCAUACACGGCGCAGAUGAAGUACUGUGGCAAAUCGGUUAAUCCAUUUGCCCCCAGUGAUCUCGCCUUCCCCCUGAUGAGCUACGUGGACCCGGACAAGUGCGGCGACUCCACUCCGGUCAUGUGGCACAAGGCCAUUAAACAGCCGCCAACACUUGACCUCAGGAAUUUACAAAAAGUAUGGAGCGCGGGCAGACCUUACCUCAAGUGCAGCUGCAAGCAAGGUGAGGAAGACAAGGACUGCCCCGGCGGUCCCUUGUGGCUUGACCAUGCCAUUUGGUACCUCUUGGCACAUCCGGACGUCCUGUUCCCCACGAUGUCAUCCAUAAAGGUAAGAACAUCGAUGUUGGUCCAUUACCUCAGAAACACGUGGCAGGAGGCCGUGAUCGGUUGCAUUACCUUCUUGUUCGUAAGGGAGAUCAUGAUGAACUUCAUCGAAGCAAUGGAGCAUGAUCCGCAGCAUACGGCUGAGUCAGUCAUCAGAGAUGAGAGGCUAUGGAGGCAUCAGCUCCCGCCAGCACUUGUGAGAUUGCUUCUUCCGAGGAGGAUACCUGACAGACCAAGGAAAGUGGUCCAAGCUCCCAGGAACAGGAACCCUAUCGCCCUGAUUCCUGGCCAGGGUAGGCUCAACUUUCAAGCUACGAACAGAGGCAACGAGGCGGCAGCACCAGCAGCUGCUCCAGCGCAGCCCCCGGCCCAGGAAGCAGAUCGGGUCGUGCAGCAUGCUGAGCAGCGGCAACAACAACCUAUCCAACAGCAGGCGCAGCAGCUGAGGGCAGCCGGAUCGCCAGCGGCAACAGCAGAGAACAGCGGUCGCAGCACCACGAACCAUGCGCAGGCAGCGGCACAACCACUAGACGUCGGCACUGCCAUGCGGGGGAUCACGCUUAGUGAGCCUCUACGACCAGCGUCACAGCAGAGCAGCCAGCCACCGAUCCUCGCCACUCCAGUCUCUGCGCAACCAUUGGCAAAGCGCUACCCACAGACCCGCGGGAAGAGGAGAUCACCUGAAGAAGUCUCAGAGAUUGACUCGGUACACUCCCACCUCAGCAAGAAGCGCAAGCGGAGGAACGCCUGCAAUGGAGGAAUCCGAAUACUGACACCUUGACAGAGUAGCAGGAUCAUCACUAGUGGCCACGACGCACCCCCCCUCCCGCCCUCUCCCUCUCCCACCACCCCCUUACUCCCUGCGGCGAAAGUGCUGCUUACUGAUGUAUGCGGAGGAAGCACGUGCGCAUUCUUUUGGGCUGUUCAUCUCUAUAUGGAUGAAUAAAUAAAUAAAUGAAUGCAGAAACAUCUGUAUACUCCGCUUUGACUCUGAACUCCUACACCCGGAUACGAUGUAUCUGGGCAUCACGUAGGUAUCCAGCCGUGCUCACUACCUGCUGUCGAAUUUUUGGUGUGCUGAAAUAAUCCUCUUUCUCUCUUUCUCUCUUUCUCCCUUCCCCCUUACCCCACUCUUCCCCCCUGAGAAAGUGCAUCAAGGAGGAGUUGUGCUUUGUAGUCUUUGAUCUCUCAGCCCAUGCGUGGUGCUGAUCGACGUCUCGACUGUAAUCGUCCUUGU